Molecule: messenger RNA, 4343 nt
Organism: Stomoxys calcitrans (stable fly)
Lineage: Eukaryota; Metazoa; Arthropoda; Insecta; Diptera; Muscidae
Gene: Ube4B
Product: ubiquitin conjugation factor E4 B
Exons: 11
Coding region: 335-4069 (1244 amino acids)
Biological process (GO): protein polyubiquitination
Cellular component (GO): ubiquitin ligase complex; cytoplasm; nucleus
Molecular function (GO): ubiquitin-ubiquitin ligase activity
Source: RefSeq, a predicted model, not a curated record
GACUGUGUGUGUGCAUACUUUUUGUUUUGAUCAACGGCGAAUAUUAACCAAUUUUAACGGGAGUAUACAAUUGCAUUUAGAUAACAAUCAUUAGCAAGAAAAGACAAAUACGAUUUCAGUCAAUAAAAAAGGUUUGUGCUGACGACAAAAUAGAUAACAUACGUAUCCUGUAAAAGGGAUUUUCCAAUAAGAAGUGCGACGAACAAAGAAAAAAUUGAGAUUUAGGGAUUGAUUUUUUUAUUGGAGCAGAAAAUAUCCAAUCGUCAUUGUUUAUCCAGAGGACAGUAAAAGGACACAUACACAUAAAGAAAAUAGGCAAAAAGUGAACAACAAUAUGUCGGAACAGGAACAGAAUAAAAAACUGGGAGAGUUAACAGCGGAAGAGAUGAGAGCAAGAAGACUACGCACUUUGGCCAAAUCAACAAACAAUGCCACAUCUGCUGCGGAGGGCAGCAACGCCAUAGGCACCGCCGCUCUGCCUCUUCCCCCUAACAACAAAAAUACAGAAGUCUACAAGGCUACAAAUGUGUCCAAUUCUUCCCGCUUGGUUAAGGCUGCAGUCCAAUCGACUACAUCUGUGGUAAAUGACAAUCCAGAGAACAUCAUACCAAUAGAUCAAGAUGUUGAUGUUGAAAUGAAAUCAGUUAAUACAACGCCAACGAAAUCACAAACUUUGGUUCUACUCCCCUCUAAAGCGUCCGAUACAACAAAUGCGAUGCAAACUGACGAAGACAUUGCAGCUUCGAACAAAUCAAAAUGUAAAUUGUCUCUGAAAGGUAGGGAUGCUGGCGUUGAAAACAUGGAGACAACAGAGCAACCAUCCCCAGUUUGUACCCCUCUAAAGGACAUGGGACAUAGCAGUCCACUCGAUCUUCUCCCGAAAUCCACACAAUCUAUCGACGAACGUUUAGAACUGAUGGUUUCUAAGAUAUUGAAUGCCUCCUGGAAUGAAUAUUGUACAGGAUCCAUGAUUUGUCCACAGACGGCUAGUUUCCUAGAAAAGCAUGCGAGUCAACGUUUCAGUUUUGAAACGCUUAUACCAAAUGUCCUAAUGGAGUGUGUUCUAAGGCUGUACAACGAUGAAGAGUCUCUUGGUGAAGUCAACAGCGGGGUGGUAGGAAAUAAAGAUGAAGACAUGAAAGGCGAGGUGACUGGAAACAAGGGAGGUGCUGAGGCAAUCUUUAAAACCGAAAGCACUCCGACAUAUUCCACUCCUAAAAAAAUUAAAAGCGAUGAUUCUGAAGUUCAAGAAAUAUUGGCAAAUGCCAUCGAUGAUCAACCGUCGACAUCAAGGGGUUUGCAAAGUGGCAUUGUUAGUUCGGAAUUCAUAGGCACUUGUCCAACACCAUCUUCCAACAUUUUUGCUCCAAUGGCUUUGGCUAAACAUAAUGUUUUAUUACAUUUGAUCAAAUGUCACCGCAAUUAUCGCCAAGUCAGUGAAAAGUUCAACGCCAAUUUAUCACAAGAACAGCCCUCGGAUGGAGAAAAAAUCCAAAAUACAUUGAAAAUAACUGUAAAGCAAAUUUUUCGUACAACAGUUCUAGUGCUUACCGACCGCAUUUAUGAGAAUCUCAAUUUUGCGUUGGAUCAAUCGGCUCUCUUAGAGCUAUACUAUCAGGAGCGUGUCCCGGAAGAAUUCCUCUACGAACUAGUUUCCGAAUGUUUUGAACGAAAACAAGAAUUUGAGUUCAUUUUUAGUCAAAUUCUAAGGGGAUUAUUCAUGGGUAUGCAGCGUAACAUAUGUUCGCCCACAAUUAUAACACAUCACAUGGAUUUGCUGUCAAAGCUCAUGUCAAUAAAGGUUGGCACUGUGAGACCUUUAUGUGAUUUGCUGGCAAAUCAAAUGAAUUUCUUGCCACCGCUAUGCACACAAAUACCAGGAAGAGAAAUUGUCAAGUGUAGUUACUUGGGACCAUUUCUGUCGGUGUCCUUUUUCGCCGAAGAAAACGUUCGUUUUGCGGAAGCGCAUGGCAAGGGUGAUGCUUUGGCCGCCAGUUCGGGUAAAUUUCGAUGGCAAUUAUUUACAAUGCGCCAACUAAUGCAUUCAGUUUUCCAUUCCCUACUUGUGAAUGUCAAUACACGGCCAAAAACUCUUGAGUACAUUUCUCAAAUACUACGUCACAACGAACGGCGUGUCCAGUUUGCCAGUGAUGAGAAACUAUUGGCACGCGAUGGAUUUGCCAUAAAUCUCAUGUGCGUUUUACAGCAGUUGUCUGUGAAAAUAAAGCUAGAUCGUAUCGAUUCGCUAUAUCCGUUUUACAAAAAUUCACUAAUUUACAUAGAGCAAGAUACAAAGUUGCGUUUUACCGAAGAAGAGUAUAAACAGUUCCUGGAUCAGAAAAUUGUUAUUAACACGCAGACGCAAUCAGCAAAUUUUCAAACCCAGUGUUGGUUUUUGACGUUGCAAGCACAUCAUUUGGGUUUUAUGCCAGCCAUCCAGAGAUAUAGGCAGAAGUCGCGAGCCAUAAAGGAACUGCAAAAAUUAAUCGAUGAAAUUGAUCGCACUUCUUCCCAUUGGGAAGCUACACCGUUUGCUUCGCGCAAUAAACAAUUCAGAGACCGCUGGCAAAAGCAACUAAAAAAAUUAACUAGAUCGAAGCUGUGCAGCGAAGUUUGUCUCCUAGAUCCUAAACUCCUCAACGCCUGUUUAUUCUUUUACUCCACUGUGUGUGAGUACCUUUUAUACCAAAUGGAGGGGCGUCCCAUAGAGGGGCCGUUUAUAUCGAAAAUCCCUCCACAACAAUUAAAACCGACUGAUGCGUUUUCUGCACUGCCAGAAUGGUAUAUCGAUGAUAUAGCCGAGUUCAUUUUGUUUGCAAUGCAACACGCCCAAAAUGACAUUCGCAACGCUAUCGAUCACUCGAUCGUAACAUGGCUGCUGACUAGCGUUUGCGCCCCUCACAUGAUUAAAAAUCCCUAUGUCACUGCCAAACUGGUCGAAGUCCUAUUUGUUUUCUCCUUGGGUCCUGCAAAUAUUUUAAAUAUUUCGAUCUGGAACCAUGAAUUAGCUCAAACCGUUUUAUGUAGCUCAUUGAUGAAAUUCUAUGUGGAUAUAGAAACGACCGGUCAAAGUACGGAAUUUUAUGACAAAUUUACCAUAAGAUAUCACAUAAGCCACUUGUUCAAGUCAAUGUGGGAAAGUCCCGUGCAUCGCCAAGUAAUGAUAAACGAAUCCAAUAAUGGCAAACAAUUUGUUAAAUUCAUCAACAUGCUAAUGAAUGAUACGACAUUCCUGUUGGAUGAGUGUUUGGAAAAUCUCAAGCGUAUACAUCAAACACAGAUGAUGAUGGCAAAUGAUUCAUCUUGGUCUGAACUUGGCUCCGAACAACAACAAGCUCGUCUUUCACAACUGGCCACGGAUGAGAGGCAGUGCCGUUCCUAUCUGACUUUGGCAAGAGAGACUGUUGAAAUGUUCCAUUAUUUAACUGAUGACAUAAAAGAACCAUUUAUGCGUGACGAACUGGUUGACCGUUUAAGUUCAAUGUUGAAUUUCAAUCUUCAUCAACUGUGCGGCCCAAAGUGUAAUGAUUUAAAAGUUCGCAACCCGAUCAAAUAUGGAUGGGAGCCACGACGUUUAUUAGGGCAGAUAUUUGAUAUAUAUUUGCAUCUUGACUGUGAUAGAUUUGCGCAAGCUUUAGCGGCUGACGAGAGGUCUUUCCAAAAACAUUUAUUCGAUGAUGCUGCCAAUCGUAUAGAACGUUUAAGCAUACGUUCAGGUAUUGAGGUCGAAAAAUUUAGAUCUUUAAUAACAAAGGCACACGAUAUAUACGUGGCCAACCAACAGUCUGAGGAUGAGUGCGCUGAUGCGCCAGAUGAAUUUAAGGAUCCCUUAAUGGAUACUCUGAUGUCCGAUCCAGUCGUUCUACCAUCUGGCACCAUAAUGGAUCGUGCCAUCAUAACACGGCACUUGUUGAAUAGCAACACAGAUCCCUUUAAUCGUCAGCAUCUAACAGAAGAUAUGCUUAUUCCAAAUAUUGAGUUGAAGGAACGCAUCGAUGCUUGGCGCAAAGAACAACGCUACAAACGGCAGCAACAGGGAAAUCUUGAUUUGAAUGACAAGAGCUCGUAAAUACUAGAGCACACGCCAAAGUGCGUAGCUGUCCUUAUGUCUUUAAGAUUGAGCAUUGAAAUCUUGUGGACUUUAACAGAAUUCAAACAUUUUUAUACAUAAACACUUAGUUCAUAAUUCAAUAUAGUUGUACUUCUUAAACAUACAAUAUUAAUUAUAGUGGUCAUAAAUGACGCUCUUAUUAAGGUUUUCUUAAUUGUGAAUUUGUGUAUUAGUUUUGAAUGAUUGAAUAAUAUGAUGAUUGAUCGGCUUGGAAUAGACGGCCGCGCAAGCA